AUAAAUCAAAGUCCAAUAAUAAACUAAGUUAAAAUAGAUAAAAAUAGACGAAGUUACGAUAGAUCAAAAAUAAGUCCAAUAAUAGUUUAAAGGCGACGAUAGAUAUAAGGGAAAUCCAGUAACUUAGUGUUAAGUGAUAAAGGAAUAACGUUAACAGGUGAAAUUCCUUGAAGCUGGUGGUUUACGUGGUUUAUAAAUUAGCGUUAAACCCGCUUUUGUGCUGAUGGUUUAAGAAUGACUGAGGUGAUGGAUAUAGCUGACAUGACAUCGAAGGUGAAUGAAAGUGAUGUGGGACAAGAUGAGAGAGUGACACUACAGCUGGAGAGUGUGAACAUGACGCCUUGGUCAGGUGACAACAGUAGCUGGGACAACGGCCUCAUCAACGGGAGCACAACAGAGGCCCAUAUGUACAUCAUAGAUCACAUCCAGCAGUGGUUGACUCCCGUGUUGGUGGUGUUUGGUUGUGUGGGUAACAUAACCAGUGUUUGGGUCUUCCAUUCAAGCAAACUACGAUCUCUCAGUUCUUCCUGCUACCUGGCCGCCCUAGCCGCCUCCGACACUGUGUUCCUGCUGACGCUUCUGCUGGUCUGGCUCUCUAUGGUAGGCUACGACCUGCUGAACCAGCCUGGCUGGUGCCAGGCUAUCAUCUACGCCAGCUACGUUGCUACCUUCCUCAGCGUGUGGCUGGUGGUAGCCUUCACAGUAGAGAGGUUUAUCGCUGUGUGCUAUCCGCUACUCAGAGCAGCUGUGUGUACGGUACGGCGCGCCAGGCUAGUCAUACUAGCACUAACUAUCGUAGCGUUGUUACUAUACUCGUAUCUCGUGGUAGCAGCGGCUCCGGGGAUGCACCCCACGGCAGGGCGUACCAUGUGCAAGGUACGGCCACAGUACGUGCAGGUAGCCACUACCAUGAACCACAUUGAUACCGUGCUGACGCUAGUACUACCCGUCCUCCUGAUAGUCACUCUCAAUGUCAGGAUCGCGCGUUGUGUCUGGCAUGUAGAGCGCCUCAGACACUCCAUGACACUAGCCCACUCCCACACCGCCUCUAACGACGGGUGUGGGCGGUGGGCAGGUAGCGAGGAGGGCACGAGUGUGUUAAGUGUGGGCAGUGGGCGUGGAGGGCCCGUCCCACGAGUCAGGUCACAGAACAAGGUCACCAAGAUGCUACUAAUUAUCUCUACUGUCUUUAUCCUGCUCAACAUGCCUUCUUACGUCAUGCGAGCCUACAUACUCUUCUGGUGUGGAGAGCAGUGUGACGAGAGUGUGGUCUUCUAUACGCUACAACAGACCUUCACGCUGCUCUUCUACACCAACUUCGCUAUCAACUUCCUACUGUACUGCGUCACGGGACAGAACUUCCGACGGGCGGUGGCGGGGAUGUGUCUGACCGCCCGCCGCUGCCGCCGCCGACGCCGCCGCAACCGUCGCCACCCGCACCACGCCCACCCCUCCCCAGGUUCCACCCACAUGCCGUGUUCCACCCGCUACCCGCUUUCCACUCUCAACCUCAACCCAACAGGGUCGGUGAUCAACAUUCAGCAAUGGGAAGCUCAGCCACAGCAGCAACAGCAGCAGCAGCAGCAAGAUAGCGUCCCCGCCCUCAACCACCGCCCACAACACCCGCCCACCACCACCACGCCCAACGGCCACACCCGCCUCACCACCCUACCCGACGAGAAAGAAGAUUCUUUCUGA
This is a messenger RNA of Cherax quadricarinatus, 1698 nucleotides long. Its product is annotated as thyrotropin-releasing hormone receptor-like. The record is from RefSeq and is a predicted model, not a curated record. Gene Ontology annotation, cellular component: plasma membrane. NCBI's taxonomy places the organism in Eukaryota, Metazoa, Arthropoda, Malacostraca, Decapoda, Parastacidae. Gene Ontology annotation, molecular function: G protein-coupled receptor activity. Gene Ontology annotation, biological process: G protein-coupled receptor signaling pathway.